This is a messenger RNA of Nycticebus coucang (slow loris), 1384 nucleotides long. RefSeq names its product C1q and TNF related 5 (gene C1QTNF5). The coding region runs from base 30 to 998 and encodes 322 amino acids. Gene Ontology annotation, molecular function: protein binding. The transcript is spliced from 2 exons. The record is from RefSeq and is a predicted model, not a curated record. NCBI's taxonomy places the organism in Eukaryota, Metazoa, Chordata, Mammalia, Primates, Lorisidae.
GGAGGGGAAACGGACCUGGGGAGGAGACUAUGGGAAAGCCUGGGCGCGGGCCGGCGCUGGGGGAGAGGGAGGGCCCGCCGCCUCUGCUCCCCUGUGCUCUCGGGCGCUCGGAUCGGGGGGCAUCUCCUUCUUCACCCUCCUGCGGCCGCUCAGAGGGUGGCAGUGCGAUGGUGAGCGAGGCCCAGAAUUCUGGGUUCCGACUCCAGUCCUGCCUAGCCCACAGACUACCAGAGGACCCCAGCGAUCGGGCUCCGGGUGUCAGCGCCAUGAGGCUGCUCCUCGCCCUGCUGCUCCUGGGCCUGGCGGCCGGCUCACCCCCGCUGGACGACAACAAGAUCCCCAGCCUGUGCCCGGGGCACCCUGGCCUUCCAGGAACGCCGGGCCACCACGGCAGCCAGGGCCUGCCCGGCCGCGACGGCCGUGACGGCCGCGACGGCGCACCCGGGGCUCCUGGCGAGAAAGGCGAAGGCGGGCGUCCGGGACUGCCGGGGCCUCGUGGGGAGCCCGGGCCUCGAGGAGAGGCGGGACCCACGGGGGCGACCGGGCCUGCCGGGGAAUGCUCCGUACCGCCACGCUCCGCCUUCAGCGCCAAGCGCUCCGAGAGCCGGGUGCCUCCGCUGUCCGACGCGCCCCUACCCUUCGACCGCGUGCUGGUAAACGAGCAGGGACAUUACGACGCUGCCACCGGCAAGUUCACUUGCCAGGUGCCGGGGGUCUACUAUUUCGCAGUACACGCCACAGUCUACCGAGCCAGCCUGCAGUUCGAUCUGGUCAAGAAUGGCGUAUCCAUCGCCUCUUUCUUUCAGUUUUUUGGGGGGUGGCCCAAGCCAGCCUCACUCUCGGGGGGCGCCAUGGUGAGGCUGGAGCCCGAGGACCAGGUGUGGGUGCAGGUGGGCGUGGGAGAUUACAUUGGCAUCUACGCAAGCAUCAAGACAGACAGCACCUUCUCUGGAUUCCUGGUCUACUCUGACUGGCACAGCUCCCCGGUCUUCGCUUAGUGCCUACUGGAAAGUGAGCUCACCCCUCCCACUCCUAAAGGAGGGUGUGAUACUGACAGCCACAACACCCAGGGGGCUGGCUCCCCUGGAAUAUUGUGAAUAACAAGGGGUGUGGGAUAGGCGCCUCUCAGUCCUGCAGCCAGCGAGGAAUGGGGACAGAGGCUGUCUGAGAUCAGUUCUCACAGCGCAGGGCAGUGGCUGGAUUUCUGCCCAAGACCAAGGAAUGUGAGGUGCUGGCAAGUGUGAGUUCUCCGGUUGCUCUGGCCCAGGAUUCCACAGUGGGUGCUCUCUUCCUGGUCCUCUGCCUCUCUGGGUCCUCCCCCAUCCCUCUUACUCCUGGGGCCGGCCCUUUUCUCAGAGAUCACUCAAUAAAUCUACAAACCCUC